CAAGCCUGCUCCUGCUUGGCUCCGGGGCUGGGGUGGGACCAUGGCCGGUCCGACCCUAGCUCCGCGCCAUGGUCCCCCGUGGCGCCCCAUCUCUGGGACCGAGAUGCCUGGGUGCUGGCCCAGCUGGCAUCUCACCAGCAGUGGCGUCGCCCACCACUUUACCCCAUCCGUGCCCUUUCCCCCGCCCACUGUGCAGUCCACGGUCGCAGAUCCCCUGCCCCCGGCCGCAAAGCAGGACUUGCACAUCUGGGCUUUCGACGAGGUCAUCAGCAGAUGGGAGACGACCUCCGGCUCGGCUCACGCGCCCAAGACCCACGGCGGGCCCUACGCGCAGCCCAAGGCCGCAGAGCCUGCUGACCCGACGCAGACUGUGGGGAUCAAGGACUUAGGGGAAAAGCUCAGACACCGCGGCUGGCGCCUCCCUCUGAUCACAAAGCACCAGUGCAGCGAGACGAAGGCGCAGUACACCGGCUGGCCCGGCCUGGACCAGAGCGCCACCUUCUACGUCGGGCCCCAGCCCCUGGAGCUUGCGGACCGCCACCGCGGGGGCCAGUCCCGGGUAGCGGGGUUGAAGGCCGCGCCGACAAAAAGCCCCGACCUGGCCGGCCGGCUUUUCCCAGUAUCCGACCAGGCCAUCCUGGACCGCCAGCAGCUCUAUUUGACCACCUCGGCACGGGACUUCCGGGCCUACCCGAAGAAGGAGUUGUCUAGAUAUCGCCGCAAUGACUCGCUGACCUCCUGGACCUUCGAGGAGACGCCCCAGGCCUAUCCGUGCUCCUCUUGGCCGGCCCGGCCACCGGAGAUCCGCGUGCCCCGUGUCCGCCCGGUGACGCCAGCCGUGCCGCACCGCGGAGCGUUGCCUCUGGCUCAGGAGUCCUACGGACCCCCGCUUCACCCACUGCGCCGGCUCGACCGUUUCUGCCCGCUGGAGCUGCCGUGGGGCGGCCUUCACUGGAAGUCCGUGCCGGGCAUCCACAGCGUGCCGCAAGCCUACCGCACCGAAAACUCCCGCUACGGCAGCUUGAAGCCGGCGCUUGCCUGAGCCGGGC
Molecule: messenger RNA, 1049 nt
Organism: Equus quagga
Lineage: Eukaryota; Metazoa; Chordata; Mammalia; Perissodactyla; Equidae
Gene: SAXO3
Exons: 5
Coding region: 41-1042 (333 amino acids)
Source: RefSeq, a predicted model, not a curated record